GAGACAGCGGGAUGGAGGCUGUCGAGAAGCAGAUGUCAGUGGUCAGUAAAUUGACGGAGGGUCCAUAUAAACAGUAGGGUUGCACACAGGCUGACAGACACAGUAUCACUGGUAGACUGACUCAAAGAAAACUGACCAAGAGCUUUCCACAACAGCACGACAAAGCAGAAAAUGGGCAUGAGCAGAAUGGUGAUAGGCUGUCUGGUGCUGGCGUUCUUCUUGGUCAUGAUGGCCCAACGGGCUGAAGGACACAUCACCUUCUUCAGCCCCCAGGAGAUGAGGGCAUUAAAGGAAAGAGAAGGGAGGAAGCUCAUGGAGCCUCGGUCAGAGGAUGGACAGAUUGAGACCAACCAACACCUUCCCAAAGAGGAUGGAGCUGGAAACCCUGAGAAGACUGUGGAGAUUUCCAUGCAGCUCUCAGCCAAGCAGUUAGACCAGGUAGCUCCUGUGCUGGAGGUCCUACAAGAACUAAUGGAGGAACCAGAUAACGCCAAAUAGAAAGGGAGAGAGAGAGAAUUCUACGGCUAAAACAACUGAAAGAUAUUUUGGUAUGGUCUCAAUGAUAAAUAAAGCAAUGUCAUCUGUUAUAAUUUG
Molecule: messenger RNA, 594 nt
Organism: Osmerus eperlanus (European smelt)
Lineage: Eukaryota; Metazoa; Chordata; Actinopteri; Osmeriformes; Osmeridae
Gene: mlnl
Product: motilin-like
Exons: 5
Coding region: 172-498 (108 amino acids)
Source: RefSeq, a predicted model, not a curated record